GUUUGCGGCCCAAUCAGCGGCGGGCUCACGGCGGCGGCGCUGGUAUUGGGGCAGCGAGGGGGCAGUUCUCUAUAACGCGGUCUGCCGAGCCAGCGGGGAAGAAAGAAGCCGAGCGGGCGGAAGGCGCCUUCCCCGCUGCCUGGGCCCCGGCAUCGGGUACUGGGCCGGGGUCCUUCCCGCCUCCCGCGGUCGCCGGUCGUUUCGUUGGCCCCGCCCCGGGCGCUCCGGGCCGCUCGAGAGGGGGCGCCGGACCGCAACGCGCAGGGAAGGCGGCGGCAGGAAGCGCGGGGACCGCGGGGACCCAGGAGUCCGGCCGCCGCCGGUGCCGCGUGACGAGGGCCGGGAGGGGCCGGGGGCCGGCGGCGCCCGCGAGUCAAGGCCUCCCCUUCGAGGGGGGCGAUGUUCCCCUCUCCCGUGGGCUCUGCGCGCAGCCGGGGCACCGCGCCGCUGGGCCCCGGGCCUCCGCGCCGGGCGCCGCUAUGGAGACUCUCUGCCCCGCUUCGCGCCUGGCGGUGCCGUCGUCUCCGCGGGGGUCUCCGUGUGCCCCAUCGCCCCGGAAGCCAGGCCGGGGGACCCAGGAGUUCUCACCGCUGUGCCUGCGUGCCCUGGCCUUCUGCGCCCUCGCCAAGCCGCGCGCGCCUUCCCAGGGCCUGGGUCCCCGAACCUCGCCGUGCCCCGGCGACGGUGACCCGGACGGCCUGAAGCUGCCCGCGCAGCCCCGAGCCCCGAGCCCUCCGGCCCCGGAGGAUGCGGACGCCGCCCCGCGCCCCGGCGACGGGAGGGAGGAAGAGGGCGGAGGCCGCGACGCACCUCCUGCCCGCUGCCCCGAGUCCCGGUGUCCUCAGGAGGCUCCGCCCGCGCCGACCCUGGGCCUCGAGUCCCAGCCUCGUCCCACUUCCAGCCCGCCGCCACCUGCGGGUCCCGCGCCUUCACCACCGGAGCAAGACGGACGCCCCCCGCCCGAGGCACCCGCUGGAGACCCUUCGACGGCCGCGCCCAGCGACCUCCGCCAGGAACACUUCGACCGCCUCAUCCGCCGUUCCAAACUCUGGUGCUACGCCAAGGGCUUCGCCGUGGACACACCGAGCCUGCGCCGCGGUCCCGAGCGGCUACCCGCGAAGGCCCCGGCCAAAGGCGCCAGCAAGAAGCGCCGCCGCCCUACGCCCGCUCCGCGACUGCCGCCCCCGGCGCGCGCGCCGCCCCGCCGCCCCGCGCCCGUGCUGCCCGCAGCCGGCACCUUCAGCCUGCUCAGCUGCUUCCCUUGCACGCCUGCCCUGGUGGUAGAUGACGACGGGGACCUGCGGCCCGCCGCCUCGCUGCGUCUGCAAGGCAACACCCGGCCCCCGCCCGCCCACCCGGUGUGGCGGUGGCAGGUAGGUGGCCCCGCGGUGCCGGAGCCCCCCGGUUGCAAGUUUUGGGGGGCCAACCUGGAAGAACUGUGAGCGGGGACAUCUCUGCUGCUACGGAAGACAGCUGAGGACGCCGUGCUCGGAGAACAGAGCCUGGCUUCCCACUUCUGCCUGUUCUUGACUCUUUCUGAUCCGCGGGCACGGGAACUCGAGUGACUGAUCCGCGAACGCUGCAGACUUCCGUCCAGCUUAUCUCUGCGGAGGAGACGAGGGCCACAGUUGGGGGACAGUGGAUUGAUGCGAAUUUCUGCCCUCCUCCCCCACCCCGGUGCUCUGGGUUGUAGCCAAGGAGGCCACCGCUCCCGAACCCCAAAAAGGGAGCUAGAGAGAUCUUGGUGAUGGACAAACCGGUUGUUUCUUCGUCCCAGGACGAGCCUAGGGAAUGGGGGCCUUGGAGGGGCCCUCGAGGGUGAUUGGCAGCUCCGUGGGGGGCUCCACCCCACCUCCCAACCUUUAACCCUUGGCUACCCGCAGGCUUUAGGGAGCCCUGCUGGAGGAAGGGGCCUGGUCACUCACUCCUGUGCCCUUCUAGGUCCCCCAAGUUCAGGUGACUUCCCGAUUAGUGAGAGCUGCAGUCUCAGCAACGAAUUUUUCCUUUUUUGCCCAGUUUUGGAGGUCCCCGUUACCCCCAAUUUUCUAUUUGCUUUCAGUUCGUAUGUUUGCUGGGUGGAAGAGAAUCCCCCACCUUGAUAACCUAACUUGCCCCUGCCCCAGCUUACUGCACACUUAAGGGGGACAGGGCCCAGGGACCCUGUCAUGUCUCCAGCAGACUGCCUGUGGACAGGGCAGGAGACUGUCCCAGGGAAAGUAAUGGAAGGUGGAAGAAAUCAAUAAAUUCAGACCAAAUGA
Messenger RNA from Cavia porcellus (domestic guinea pig), 2258 nucleotides. RefSeq names its product elongin BC and polycomb repressive complex 2 associated protein (gene Epop). Gene Ontology annotation, biological process: neuron fate commitment. The record is from RefSeq and is a predicted model, not a curated record. NCBI's taxonomy places the organism in Eukaryota, Metazoa, Chordata, Mammalia, Rodentia, Caviidae. The coding region runs from base 480 to 1442 and encodes 320 amino acids. The transcript has a single exon.